Messenger RNA from Eucalyptus grandis, 614 nucleotides. RefSeq lists its product as uncharacterized. The coding region runs from base 54 to 566 and encodes 170 amino acids. The transcript is spliced from 3 exons. The record is from RefSeq and is a predicted model, not a curated record. NCBI's taxonomy places the organism in Eukaryota, Viridiplantae, Streptophyta, Magnoliopsida, Myrtales, Myrtaceae.
UUCAUUUUGAUUUGAUCUCACUUGGAUCAUAUUUGUUUUUUGGGCUGAAUUCAAUGGAAAAUCCUCUGCAACUCAAGUCGUUGAACCACAUCUCGCUGGUGUGUCGGUCGCUGGAGAAGUCGAUCAGUUUUUACCAGAACGUCCUCGGGUUCGUCCCCAUCCGGCGACCCGGUUCCUUCGAUUUCGAGGGCGCAUGGCUGCUCAACUAUGGAGUCGGGAUCCACUUGCUUCAAACGGAAGACCCUCAUCAAAUGCCGGCCGCCGGCGGAAUCAAUCCCAAGGACAACCACAUUUCUUUUCAGAGUGAGAGCAUGGCGACGGUGGAGAAGAAGCUAGAGGAGAUGGAGAUAGAGUACGUGAAGAGCAGUGUAGAGGAAGGCGGGAUCUAUGUCGAUCAGAUCUUCUUCCACGAUCCCGACGGUUCGAUGAUCGAGAUCUGCAACUGCAACAACCUCCCCGUUGUCGCCCUGGACGACGGCGCUCCAGUUCUCCAAUGUUCCCGCAUCAAUUGCAAUCUCGGGCACCAACUUCAGCAGCCACAGUGUCCGACUACCGUGACACUAUGAAAUUAUGUCUCCUUUGAUGAUAAUCGAAACACAAGAAGAAAAAAAAAA